Molecule: messenger RNA, 777 nt
Organism: Impatiens glandulifera
Lineage: Eukaryota; Viridiplantae; Streptophyta; Magnoliopsida; Ericales; Balsaminaceae
Exons: 2
Coding region: 1-777 (258 amino acids)
Source: RefSeq, a predicted model, not a curated record
AUGGAAUGGUCACCGCAAUGUGCACAAGAUGCCUACCUUGAUACGCUUAGAUUGUGUAAUGAACACAGACAACAUUGUAAUUCAACAACAGAGCCAGAUAGUAAAGAGUUCAUAUCAGCAUUAGCGGCUGGCAUGAAUGCUAAGCUAAUAGUGGAGGUGACCUCGGAGGUUUCAACAUCAACCAUAGCUUUAGCAGCAGCUGCCCGACAAACAGGAGGCAAACUAGUUUGCAUACUUCCCGAGCCAAGGCUAGACGAGUCCCAAAAAGCAAUCCAUCACUCGGGCUUAGACGAUUUGGUUGAGUUCAGAACCGAAGACCCCGAAACACUAUUGCCGAGCUACGAGAACAUCGAUUUCUCUCUUGUGGAUUGCAAAGCCGAUAACUACAAUAACCUAUUGAAGAUGUUGGAUGUUAAUCCUACAAGAUCAGUUGUUGUGGCGGAUAAUUUGAUAGAAGGUAGACACGGAUUGGAAGGGCAUGUGAAGGGUUCAAAGGAGAACAAGGUGAUGGUUAGGUCAACAACACAUCCGAUAGGACAAGGGAUGGAGGUUACAAUGAUCGGAAAAGGAAACGAGACGACGAGUAGUCAUGCUAGGAGGAGGGAGAGAAAGACUGAUCUUGGUGGAAAAAGAAACUUGAAGAGCAAAUGGAUUGUAAGGGUUGAUGAGAAAAAUGGGGAGGAACAUAUUUUUAGGAUGCCCCAAUCACCACUUCCUCAUACUGUUGUUCACGAUGCUUCUGCUUCUUCUUCUCAAAGUCUUGAUAUAGUGCCUUAG